Daldinia caldariorum is the source of this 982-nucleotide messenger RNA. RefSeq lists its product as uncharacterized. The record is from RefSeq and is a predicted model, not a curated record. The transcript has 4 exons. NCBI's taxonomy places the organism in Eukaryota, Fungi, Ascomycota, Sordariomycetes, Xylariales, Hypoxylaceae. Bases 127 to 816 code for a protein of 229 amino acids.
UAAAGAUGGGCGCAACCUCGGCUCCAAUUAAUAAACGUCACUUACAGAGCCAACACUCUGAUAACCCUUAUGAAUCCUUACGAUAGACGUACUUCUUUGAAUUUAAACGAAAUUGAAUAGAGAAAUAUGGCUACAUCGGAAGCAAGUUUGGCUGGCGUUCAGCGCCGUGUUGCUGAGAAUCCAGAUGCUCGAUACCAGGCUUUCGAUUCUUAUCCGUGGGCUAAAGAUCGCGCGUUCACUGAACAACUUUCAAAUUUUUUAAUUAAGACCCAAUCAGACCACCUCAGUCUCUCUGAAAUUGCUCUCCAGACACGGAUCCAAAGAUUUGAGCAACAGACGCAAAUUAAAAUUGACGGUGAUGCGUACAAGCAAUGGCUUUCGCAAGGAAACCGACAACAGCCGAGAGUCAUAUCGGAGGAAGCACUUGCAGUAGAAGCAAUGACUAAAUCAGAUCCAGCGGACAGGAAACUAGCACAUCUCCUAGUUGAACUUGGUGACCCACUAGGCCAAAUUGCUCUUCAACAGGUCACCCCUGAGUUGGCCAACGUCGAGGUCCCAAGUUGGCAAAGUUCCGCGCCGAAAGCAGAACUUUUUGUUGAGAAGGACUCCUUGUCGGCAGAUCCUGAUAAGGAGCCAUAUCCUAAGAAAUUCGAAGAGAUAGUGGCAUUCUUACAGACAGGGCAGCCGAUCCCUGGAAUAAGGGAAAUUCCCGAUACGGUUAUCGAAGACCCCUCGUUCACGACCCAUGGCCGUCUGACAGCACCGCCAAAGCCGUGGGAGGCUCGAAGAAGUCCUUCUAAUGAUGUCGGGACAUAAAUCACAUCAAGUAGACCUAUCAAAGUAGAAACGUAGGUAUUCGUGUGGUAUUUCCGGGCGUUGGUAUAGGGGAAGCUUUCGCACAUUCUCCGUAGAAGUCUGACCCUUGGAGUGCGUCUCAUUAUCGAGUUCCCGUCUUUUUACCUCCUUCACAUUUUCGAUGUGC